Panicum hallii is the source of this 1109-nucleotide messenger RNA. RefSeq lists its product as uncharacterized. Bases 186 to 881 code for a protein of 231 amino acids. NCBI's taxonomy places the organism in Eukaryota, Viridiplantae, Streptophyta, Magnoliopsida, Poales, Poaceae. The record is from RefSeq and is a predicted model, not a curated record. The transcript is spliced from 2 exons.
CCUCCCCUCUCUUCUUGUCGACGUCCCCCCUCCCUCUCCUUCCUCCAGCACCAGCGGCAGCUGUCGGAACACGGCAGCUGCUGUGAAAGCAUAAUUCUUCGGGGGAGGAGGAGGAAAGGGACGGCGGCACGUUUAAGCCAACCAUUUCUCGUCAGAUCGCAAUAGAGAGCACAUCGAUAGAAGCCAUGGGCAGCAAUGGCCGAGAGCACAGGUGCGGCGUCCCACGCCCGCCACCAUUAUCACUUUUCAGGGGCUGGGAGGAAGAAGAGGUCGUCAAGGCCAGCAGGCGCACGCCAUCGCCGCUGGUGCAGCCGACAACGACCGCGGCCGCGGCCAGCAACACCAACAAUAAGAGACUGACCAAGCAGCUAUCCAUGAAGGAGACCACCCGGGAGGUCAAGUGGGAGAAGCGGCGGCGGCAGAUACAACGCCAAAGGAGCACCAAGGGCCUGCACGAAACCGACGACAUGGCCUGUCCUGCCGACGGCGAGGCGAGUUCGCCGGAGCGUGUGGCCAAGCGUCUGACGGACGGGGACCUCGAUGAGCUGAAGGGAUCCAUGGAUCUUGGCUUCAGGUUCGACGAGGAGAAAGGCGGCCAGGACCUCUGCGACACUCUCCCCGCCCUUGAUCUCUACUUCGCCAUCAACCGGCAGCUCUCCGAGCCCAAGAUGCGGUGGUCUACCAGCUCGGUGCCAUCUCUAGCGGCGACCAAGUCGUCACCCAACCUGUGCGGCACGCCAACCCCGGGUAGCCCUACCGCGCAAUCUAACCCCAUGGACUCGUGGAAGAUUUGCAGUCCAGGUGACAACCCUCAGCUCGUGAAGACAAGGCUUAGGCACUGGGCUCAAUUAGUGGCUUGUUCAGUUAAGCACUCCAGCUGAUAGUCUGUGCCCUAUGCACUCUUUCUCCGAUACCAACUUGUACAAGUGAUUGCCGCGUUAGAUCGAUGGCGAUGGAGAAGUCGUGACAGAAUGAUAACUACAUUACAGAAUGUGAGCUUGCUGCUCUGAUGCCCAUGGUGAAUUGUUGUGUAGAUUUAGCAUAUGCGUGUUGGCAAAAAUGUAACUAUUGUACGAGUCGUCCCUGAAUUGCAAGGACAGUUCUUAACA